Molecule: messenger RNA, 1006 nt
Organism: Leptopilina boulardi
Lineage: Eukaryota; Metazoa; Arthropoda; Insecta; Hymenoptera; Figitidae
Gene: Nelf-E
Product: negative elongation factor E
Exons: 3
Coding region: 123-941 (272 amino acids)
Biological process (GO): negative regulation of transcription elongation by RNA polymerase II
Cellular component (GO): NELF complex
Molecular function (GO): RNA binding
Source: RefSeq, a predicted model, not a curated record
CACUGUGUUGUUCUGACAGUUGGCCAAGCCUCAAAAGAAGAAGAAGAAUAACAGUGGCGUAAAAAUAACCAAUAAUUUAUACAAGAAGCCAUUAAAACAAAACAAGAAAAUAAUUUUAUAUAAUGGUUUAUUUACAUUUUCCAUCGAAUUUAACUGAAGAAGAGUUAAUGCUUCAGGCAAAAUAUAACAAACUAAAACGUAAGAAAAAGGCCCUUCAAGAUUUAAAGUCUCCUAAACUAGAACCUGAACGCAUACCUCAAACACCGAAGAGAGCAACAGAGGCAAGAGAUGCUCGAGAAGUAGCAAAAAAAUUAAUAAAAUCUGGUGUUAUUACAGCACCUAAAACUCCAAAACGUUCAGAACAAGCCUUUAAAAGACCUCGAGGACUAGAAAGAAAAUUGAAUAGUACAGAAAAAACAAUAUCUUCUUAUCAGCCGUUUUCAGCAAAUCAGACCGAAGAGGACGAAGUUGAAACGUCCAGAGCAAGAGUUAAAGACUUAUAUGACAGUUUUGUAAGUGCACAAGAUACUGAAAGUAAAACUUCAGUUGAAAAACCUUCUAUUGUGAAGACUGAACCUAAACAUAGAGGUGGGAAUACAAUAUUUGUAUGUGGUUACAAAAUUUCUGAAGACUUUUUGAAACGACAUUUUCAAACUUUUGGAAAUAUUGUAAAUAUAUCAAUGGAAACUGAAAAAAAUCGAGGAUUUAUAACUUUUGAUAAAACUGAUGCUGCAGAAAGAGCAAUUAAUGAAAUGGAUGGUAGUAUGGUUUCAUCAAUUCAAUUAAAAGUAUCAUUGGCAAGGAGACAACCAAUAAUUGAACCAAUGAACGAUGCAACUUCCAGUUCCAUGUGGUCUUCAGCUGCAGCUAAUUAUUCGCAAAAAAGUGCACACAAAGACAGACGAGAUCUUAAGAUCUAUGACGAAGAAAUUUUUCAGUAGUCCAGUUUCUUAGAAAUUUAAAUAACAAUGUUACUAUAAUAAAUAAAUAUAUAAUUUUUACCUUA